Gryllus bimaculatus (two-spotted cricket) is the source of this 423-nucleotide messenger RNA. The record is from the annotation of a GenBank genome assembly. Lineage: Eukaryota; Metazoa; Arthropoda; Insecta; Orthoptera; Gryllidae.
AAGUUCACUGGCUGCUGCGCCAAAUGGCAAGUGACGGUGGACGGACUGCCAGUUCCAUUCAACCCGUGCAGGAACAUCACGCCUUUGUGUUCCCCGUGCUGUCAUGGCGCCAUCAGGUGUAAAUGGAUGCAGGGCAAACCACUGUAAAUGCAUCACGUCACCAUCACGAUGAGCGAGUGGAAAGAGAGGAAAUUGAAGGAGACUAACGAGAAGAAAAGAAAGAAGAAGAAGAAGUUUCGACUGGUGAUGCAAAGUCAGGCCACGAAGGGCGAAAAGCAUUUCCUUGUUCCCGAGAACCGUCACUCAAGAUGGAAAGCAAAGCAAGAAGAUCUGGCCGUCAUUACAAAGAACGCCGUGUCUGAGGGGGAGUGUGAAUAUUGGAUUAAGAGGCAACAUAAGAACUUGCACGUCCACAUCACAUAA